Penicillium malachiteum is the source of this 870-nucleotide messenger RNA. RefSeq lists its product as uncharacterized. The record is from RefSeq and is a predicted model, not a curated record. Gene Ontology annotation, biological process: nucleoside metabolic process. The coding region runs from base 1 to 870 and encodes 289 amino acids. Lineage: Eukaryota; Fungi; Ascomycota; Eurotiomycetes; Eurotiales; Aspergillaceae. The transcript has a single exon. Gene Ontology annotation, molecular function: catalytic activity.
AUGUUGGAUGAAGUGCACCAAAUUUUACCUCUCCAGUCGACAGAUGAGUAUGAAUGCAUUCUUGGGACUAUCGGAGAGCAUAGUGUUGUGAUUGUGUCUGUACCGAUUGGCGACUAUGACCCUGAAACACCGUCACCGUUGCCUGCGUGGCUGAAGUUCAGAUUUCAUUCGAUACAGUUUUGCAUAAUAGCUGGAAUAGGUUCAGGAGUACCAAGCAAAGAACAUGAUGUUAGACUUGGAGACAUUGUGGUGAGCGAACCUGGUCAUGGUCAUAAUGGUGCGAGAGAAUAUGGCCUGGGUAAAACAUCAUCACUCAACGACCAUCCUCAGAGGCCACAGCUUCAGCGCUUACCGAUCGAUGUGUCAGCUGCCAUCUCUGCAAUUCAAACCCGAGAAUUUAUUCAAGUUGAGGGUAGUCCCAUCACAAAAUUUCUCAUCAUGGAGCCAGCUUCUCGAGCAGCUGAAUUGUCCCAAAGACCAAGCCUAAUAAGUGACUGGCUAUACGAGGCAGAAUAUCAGCAUAAUGGAGAAUUCGAUACAUGUCUCAGUUGCGAUAGGUCCAAGCUGGUUUCACGGCCUUCGCGAGAUAGUUAUGAGCCAUGGAUACACCUUGAAUCGAUUGCUGUCAUCAAUCGAGUGGUCAAAGAUGCGAGGGUGCGAGAUCGACUUUCUGAAAAUAUAGCACUUUGCAUGGAGAUGGGGACCGCCGGGCUCAGCGAUGAUUUCCCAUGCUUAAGGAUUCGAGGUAUUGCUGACUAUGCUGACACGCAUAUCAAUGAACAUUGGCAAGGCUAUGCCGCGAUAGUGUCAGCGGCGUAUGUGAAAGCACUUCUUUUACAGGUUUCAGCCGUUCAGGUCGAUUCAAGUUGA